Molecule: messenger RNA, 954 nt
Organism: Eurytemora carolleeae
Lineage: Eukaryota; Metazoa; Arthropoda; Copepoda; Calanoida; Temoridae
Exons: 5
Coding region: 128-544 (138 amino acids)
Source: RefSeq, a predicted model, not a curated record
CAGCUUCAUAAACAGUAUUGACUGGGUUAACUGUUAAUCAGUCUUGAAAACAAUUUGGUAUACGCGGUGUGCGCUCUGCGUAGUAAAACUUUCAAUCUGACGUACGCAUAGACCUGGAGCAAAGAUAAUGGGUUUAUCCCAGCCAGUGAAGGAACUCUUCCUAGUUCUUAAUUCCUCCAGUCCUCGUCAAGAUCUAGGGAAUAUUUCAACUGUAGAAACCAUUAGAAGUCAACAAUAUCAGACUACUGGUUCAGAUCUUGGUAUUCUUGGUUCGGAUAUUACCGAGCUAGUGGUCUCAUGUGUAGGGAAAACUAUAGCUUUGUUGUACUGCGUAGGAAUUGUAUUGCUGAUCCUUUACUACUGCUAUUCUAUACCGGCGGAGGAACGGCAGAGUAUUCUUAGAACGCGGCGGAGGCGGAGAGGAACUAGGUUAAGGCUGAAAGAUCUUCCGCCCUCCUACGAGAGUAUUCAUUUCUCCGAGCUGCCGCCACAUUAUGAGGACGUUCUACUCCUACAAGAAGAAACAAUAGCCAGUAGAGUCUAAUAACAUAUUGGAUGAAAAUCAGACUAAACAAAUAUCUGGGAUCAUAGAGUGAAAAUCAGACUAGUCAGCUAUCUGGGGGUUUAGGGGGAAAACGAGGAAAUCUGUGAGAUGAUGAACUUUGCUUAAACUAAAAAUGAAGACUGGACGAAGCAGCUUUGGACGAUCUAGAUCCACGCGGCUGAUUUCAAACCUAAGUAAAAUGUGGCCGAAACACCCGACCGGAAAUUGGCCGAAACCACCGAUCGUAAUAGAACUAGAGAAUUGUACCUGAAACCGACAUUCUUAAUUUGAAUGUUUUGUUACAACUAUUUCCUUGUAUUCAUUAAACUGACUUUUCUUAAGUUUAUUUUAUUAAGCUUAGAGAAAUUUUCGUUGAUUAUCUAUUGUAAUAAAUGUUAAUGGUUAUCCAA